GCAGAAUAGAAUUGUUUUAUAUACCAUAGGUUUUUUUUUAUCUGUUUCAUCUGAUCUCCAGUUUGCGAAGAUGUUGAGCGCCUAUUCACCAAAGACUACUAAUUCAAUUGUUGAUAAUGAUUUAUCAUCCAAACUAAAAAACACCAAGAUGAAUGACGAGAAUCAGGUCCCAUGUUCACUUUCCAUUAACAUAAAGAAGAAACCACUUGGAGAAAGUCAGACCCAGAAUAUCCUUUCAAGUACACAGAUGAACAAAGAGUCAGUGAAGCCAAAAUCAACAGUGGUGGAAAAGAAAAAGCGAAGAAAGCCUGUAGAGAACAUUGAAGAAGAACCAUUACUGAGAACUAAUCCACGGAGAUUUGUCAUUUUUCCUAUCGAGUAUCAUGACAUUUGGCAGAUGUACAAGAAGGCCGAAGCAUCGUUCUGGACAGCAGAGGAGGUGGACUUGUCUAAAGACUUAGCACACUGGGAAGAGCUGAAGGAUGAAGAAAGACAUUUUAUUUCACAUGUACUGGCAUUUUUUGCCGCAAGCGAUGGAAUUGUCAAUGAAAACCUGGUGGAACGCUUCAGUCAGGAGGUUCAGGUGACAGAAGCGCGAUGUUUCUAUGGAUUCCAGAUCGCUAUUGAAAAUAUCCACUCAGAGAUGUAUAGUUUAUUAAUAGACACAUAUAUUAAAGACCCAAAGCAGAGGGACUUCUUAUUUAACGCUAUUGAGAACUUGCAAUGUGUAAAGAAGAAGGCUGACUGGGCGUUGAAGUGGAUCGGGGAUGAUGAAGCUACUUUUGGCGAAAGAAUUAUUGCCUUUGCCUCAGUAGAGGGUAUCUUCUUCUCCGGGUCAUUUGCUGCCAUCUUCUGGUUGAAAAAGAGAGGAAUCAUGCCCGGUCUUACCUUCAGUAACGAACUCAUCAGCAGAGACGAGGGUCUUCACUGCGACUUUGCAUGCCUGAUGUUCAAGCACCUUGUAAACAAACCAUCCCAGGAGAGAGUGUACGAGAUUGUGAAGCAGGCGGUGACGAUUGAGCAAGAGUUCCUGACUGACGCUCUCCCGGUGAAACUGAUUGGCAUGAAUGGUGAUCUGAUGAAACAAUACAUUGAGUUUGUGGCGGACAGGCUGCUUGUGGAAUUGCAGUGCGAGAAGGUUUACAAUGCAGAGAAUCCCUUUGACUUCAUGGAGCACAUCUCCUUAGAGGGCAAGACCAACUUCUUUGAGAAGAAAGUGGGAGAGUACCAGAAGAUGGGCGUUAUGUCUGGAGGACAGAAUCAUGAAUUUACAUUGGAUGCCGAUUUCUAAAAUAGUGCAAUAUGUCGGACUACUGUAGCUAUCGGAUAUGGAUAAAUUUGUUCAUGAAAUUGAUUAAUACUAUUAUUGAAUGUAGUACUAAGUACAUUUUUAGCCCGCAUUUAAUCAUUUCUCACUCACAUUUUAUAAUUGUAAAUUGUAUACAUACAGUUUUAUUUUAAAAACAUUUUAAGUUAUUGGUUUUAAUAAAUGUUAAAACACAAAAAAAAAACUGAAACAGAUUAAUGAUUGUUU
Messenger RNA from Liolophura sinensis, 1534 nucleotides. Its product is annotated as ribonucleoside-diphosphate reductase subunit M2 B-like. The record is from RefSeq and is a predicted model, not a curated record. The coding region runs from base 71 to 1291 and encodes 406 amino acids. Gene Ontology annotation, biological process: deoxyribonucleotide biosynthetic process. The transcript is spliced from 8 exons. NCBI's taxonomy places the organism in Eukaryota, Metazoa, Mollusca, Polyplacophora, Chitonida, Chitonidae. Gene Ontology annotation, cellular component: cytosol. Gene Ontology annotation, molecular function: ribonucleoside-diphosphate reductase activity, thioredoxin disulfide as acceptor.